CGCGCGCUGCCACGCACGCCCGCGCCGCCGCCGCCGCCGCCGCUCCCGCGCGCUGUGACUGUGACAGUGAAUUAUACAGUGCCCUCAGUUCAGUUGCUGUUGAAAUGUGUAAUAGCUAAGAAUUAUCACGAGUGCAUUAACCAGAUAGUUCAAGAGUUUUGUGAUGAAUGUGCGGCGUUCCCUGGACACUUGAGUGGCUGAAUGUUUCAUUCAAAAUUAGGUCGGUGCUCGUGAUGGCGCAUGGCGCGGGCGGCGCGCUGCGUGCUGCUGGCGCUGUGCUCGCUGGCCGCCGCCGCGCCGAGGUACAGCUCGCGCAUCGUGCACACAGACACCGGAGCCAUCCGCGGAGUGAUAGUGGAGCCGGCGUCGCGGCGCCUGGAGCCCGUGGAGGUGUUCCGCGGAGUCCCCUACGCCGCGCCCCCCGCGCGCCUGGCCGCCCCCGCGCCGCCCCCGCGCUGGCCCGGCACCAGGCUCGCCGACGCCUUCGCGCCCGUCUGCCCGCAGGCGCUGCCCGACAUAUCCAACAAGACGGCGGCGCUGGCGCGGAUGCCGCUGGGAGUGUACAACGAGCUGAAGCUGACGCUGCCUCUCCUCGCCAACCAGAGCGAGGACUGCCUCUACCUCAACAUCUAUGUGCCCGGUAGCGGUUCCCGCGGCGUGGAGGCGCCGUACGCCGUGGUGGUGUGGCUGGGGGGCGGGGGCGGGGGCGCGGGCGGGGGCGGGGGCGCCAACCCGCUCGACGGCGCUGUGCUGGCCGCCAGGGCGCACCUCCUCGUCGUUACUGUUAACUAUAGGAUAGGUUUAUUAGGUUUCCUAACGUCGGGUUCCCCUCUGGACCCGGCGCACCGGGCGGGCGGCGCGGCGCUGCUGGACGUGGCGGCGGCGCUGCGCUGGCUGCGACGCAACGUCGCGGCGUUCGGCGGCGACCCCGCGCGCGUCACGCUGGCGGGGCACUCGCAGGCUACUGCUAUAGCUAAUACGCUGCUCAUGAUGCCUGAUAGCAAAGGCCUGGUGUCCCGGGUGCUGCUGCUCAGCGGGUCGGCGCUGGGCGCGGCGGCGCUGGCCCCCGACGCGGCGCUGGCGCGGAGGCACGCGGCGCAGGCGCUGCGCUGCUCGCAGGACGAAGCCACCGAGGAACACUGGUUAAUAGCUUGCGUCCGCUCACGUCCCUUAUCGGCGCUGCUGGCUGUAGAAGCGCCUCGCGCCAGGUUCCUGGCGGGCUGGGCGCCGUCCGUGCCCGUCGCCCGGGGCGCGCCGCCCACGGGGCAGGCGCCCACGCGCGCCCUGCACGCCAGCGACGCCUUCCUCGACUGCGCGUUGGCGGUCGUCGUCACUACCACGGAGAGCUAUCAGUACUUCAAUGAAGAUGACAUUAGGCAUGGAUUUGAGGAGGAACACAGGAACCGCAUCCUCCGCACGUACGUGCGCAACGUGUACCGCUACCACCGCAACGAGAUCUUCGCGGCCGUGAGGAACGAGUACACGGACUGGGAGAAGCCCAUCCAGCACCCCAUCAACAUCCGCGACGCCACGCUGGAGGCGCUGUCGGACGCGCUGGCGGCCGCGCCCGCGCUGCGCCUGGCCCAGCUGCACGCGCGCAGGGGAGCGCCCACCUACUUCGCGCACUUCGGGCAUCAGAGCAAGGAGGUCGACUAUCCACAGCGGCUCGGCAGCGUGACAAGCGAGACCCUGCCCUACUUCCUGGGGCUCCCCCUAGUGGGGGGCGCGCCGCUGGCCCCGCGCAACUACUCGCGGGGGGACGUGGGCGUGGCGGAGGCGGCCGUGGCGCUGCUGGCCAGCUUCGCCAAGACCGGCGAGCCCCGCGCCGGCGACCACCACGACAGCGGGGUCGCCUGGCCGCGGUACGAGCUCAACACGCAGCAGUAUCUCAGCAUUAGCAGCAAGUUGCGCGUGAAGAGUCACUACCGCGGGCACAAGAUGGCGCUGUGGCUGCACCUCGUGCCGCAGCUGCACCGGCCCGGCGCCGCGCCACGCCACCACCAGUUCCGGGCCACGCACCCUGACAUGUUCGCUGGAGACAUAUUCCCGGAGCUGUACUCGACCACGGCUGCUCUGGAAGACGAGGAGCCGGCGGAGGACGAGGGCGGGGGCGAGGAGGAGGCGGCGGCGGCGGGGGGCGAGUGCGAGCCGCCCUCCCCGCGCCCCGCGCUGCCCGCGCUCCCCGCCCCGCGCCCCGAGCCCACCGAGGACCCGCUGCACUAUGAGGAACAGUACUACAGCUACACGGUGGCGCUGGGCGCGACGGUGGGCGCGGGCUGCUGCCUGCUGGCGCUGAACGUGCUGGUGUUCGCGGGCAUCUACCUGCAGCGCCGCCGCCCCCGCCCGCGCCCCCGCCCCCGCGCAGGCAGCACGAGCAGCCGCCUGGCCGCCGGCGAUGGCGCCUCGCCCAGGAAGAGCACACUCAAGCAGCGAGCGGCCCGGCCCCGCGCCCGCGCCCGCGCCGCCGCCUGCCAAGAAGCGCGUGCAGAUACAGGAGAUCUCUGUGUAGACGACUUCUGAAGUGGAAAAACUCUGUUUAUCUCCACCGGGAAUAAAUUUACGAUAAUGUCUCCUGGAGCUCGCGCUCGCGGAGAUAAAGUGAUUUACGCGUGGCUCCGUGAGUGAGCAGGACCAGCCGCGAGUGUCCACUUUGAGUUUACAAAGUCUAUUAUUAAACGUAGCAUGACGUCAUCCUUCUACUGUGCUGUUAUUGGUUGUUAACUUCGUUCAGUUUAUUGUACACGUUACUGUUGCGACGAAAUUUUAACUUAUUUAAACUUUGUAAAGUUCUAACUUAUACAAUAUUACUUAUAUUUAGCAGAGAUUCUGUUAGGAUGUUGUUUUAUUUCGAGUAAAAAUAAAUAGUCAUACUCUGUACAAAAUGUACCGACAUACUCUGUAGGUGAGUUCUGUAACCUCUGCGUGAGGCCGACUGUCCUUCCAUUGUUUAGGCUUUGUACCGACACCUUGAUUCAUUCUCUGUACAGAACUAAACUUAUGUACACAAAACGUUCAUUCCAAAAUUUACAAUUCAUUAACUCAUGUAAUGUACCUACUCAAAAAUGUGAGGACUAUUAUGUAUAUAAGGAAAUUAGAUGUCUGUAAAUAUUAGUAUCUGUCGUGAAUAUUACUAUUGUGAACUCUGAUAAACAAAACUCAGGUUUUAAAUAAAGACCAUUUUUCUUGA
Messenger RNA from Plutella xylostella (diamondback moth), 3187 nucleotides. Its product is annotated as neuroligin-1. The record is from RefSeq and is a predicted model, not a curated record. NCBI's taxonomy places the organism in Eukaryota, Metazoa, Arthropoda, Insecta, Lepidoptera, Plutellidae.